CAAAGGGGACCUUUCAGAACAAUCCUCUUCUCUCUCUCUCUUUUGCGUCAAACAUGGCUUCCUCGUCUUCCAGAACCAAAUCGAGUGGACCAGUUUUACGCUCACACUCAUCCUCUAGCAGAUUUUGCUCUUACACAAGAUCAAAAACCCCUUUUUCUUCGCCAUCAUCAGGCUUUGCUUCCUCCACAAGCUCUAGCUUUUCGUCUCGUUCUUCCACUUUCUUUAACCAACAUCAUAAUCAACACAGUCAUCAUCGUUCCGCUUCACCCACUCGUGUUAACAUAUAUAAUAACUCUUCCCCUCUCUCUUCGGGAGUCCGGUUCUCGAUUGAUUCCCGGUCCAUAUCUCCGAACCGGUCUAUUUCGAACCAGAUUAUUUCCAAGAACAACCGUCCCAUCUCGAUCCAGAAGAAGUCAUGUAUGUGCUCGCCGACGACGCACCCAGGUUCGUUCCGUUGCAGCCUCCACAAGAACACGGGGAACAACAACAACAACAACAACGUCGAUUCGUACCCUUCCAACCGUCUCAACAUGCGUAGAUCCGCGAUGAAGAACUCGCUGGUGAGGAUCGGAGGUGUGGAAGGCGAGUGGGUCAAAAGAGCCCUAACCGCAUUGAUUAGGCCCUCUUCGCAUCAACAGAGGAGAAGAGCGGCUUUCGAGCCCAGGCCCAGUCGUCUGUCCGUCAUGUCCAAGGCCCAAGAUUUAUGAUUUUUCCCUCUUUUCCUUUUACAGGUUCGUUCAUGUUUUGCACGCUGCUGUUCCUGCGAAGCUGUUACGUAGCAACGAGUCCUCUCCGGCGAGUUUUGAUUUCGUCGUCUGGAGUAAAGUGAUGAUUUCUCACCGAAGAUUUCCUUCAUAGAUCUAUGAUACUUAAACACAGGAUUGCUUUUUUUGUACAUAACAUUUGCUAUGGAAGCAAGAGUUCUGGACUUUUUUUUUCCUUUACUUAAAAUCGAUCUUUAAAACUCGCGUAUUUUAAAUCAACAACUCACGCUAAAUUUUGGGCUUGAAUUAUAUUUCUCCAAUCAAAAUUUUAAUUAAAAUUGAAACCUAAACAAGGUUCCUGGGUACUGCGAACACCAUUGAUGAAUUACGUGACCCAUCACGAUUCUCUUUUCAGCGUUGUUGUGAUUUCGUUAUGUUUUCCGUCGAUGGUCCCCGUUUCCGUUUUGGUUGUUACGUCGUUCGGGACUGUUCCGUUACCCGUGCCGCCGUUCACUCACUGUUACGUUCGUCAUGUUGCUUUGCGUUUGGUGCCAGGUAUUUUUAUUCAAUUUUUCUAUUUCUUUUUUAUUUAUUUAUUUUUUAUGUUGUUUUAAUUGCAGGUUGGUUGGGCAGCUGGACUUUGUAUACUUUGUAUGGUGGAAGGCGAAUUCCAUAUGUGUCUUUUAAAUAAAUUCUUAAUUUUUGAAACUGACAUUAUUAAAUUUCGUGACAGAAUGGAGUCAUUGACUUUUGUGGAUGUACCUGUACAGGAAGGAGCGAGGACAAAAAGUAAAAUACAUAUAUAAGAAAGGAGCGAGGACAAAAAGUAAAAUACAUAUAUAAGAAAGGAAUUCACAUUAGACAAAAUUACUAAAAAAAUCUAAAUCAUUAAUUAAUGGCCAUAAUUAAGAGUCUAAAUGGGUUAGACCUAUCUAUACCGACUUACUACCUAAUCUAUAUCAGGCUAGGUUUUAUUUAUUGUUUAUAGUCAAAUAGAAUAAAUUUAGGUUAUUAGAAAGUAGGCUAUAAGUUUUUUUUAUGU
This is a messenger RNA of Gastrolobium bilobum, 1746 nucleotides long. RefSeq lists its product as uncharacterized. Lineage: Eukaryota; Viridiplantae; Streptophyta; Magnoliopsida; Fabales; Fabaceae. The record is from RefSeq and is a predicted model, not a curated record. The coding region runs from base 54 to 707 and encodes 217 amino acids. The transcript has a single exon.